AAAGAGCGAAGAAAUAUAUAACUGAAAAAGGCAAGGGCGCCACGUUACUCAAAACGUAAAACGCGAGCGUUCACCUCAAAUCACUCACAAACUACUACUCCAAUAUUCGCCACAUCGUAAUUUGACCUCCAUCGAUCGAUAUACUCUCUUUCGAGUGGGAGAUCCCAAGGAAAGAGAGAGAGAAAUAAGUCUCAGAUUGCAACGAGAAAUACCAGAGAGAAAUGGGUUGCUCCUUCUCUGGAUUGAACGCCCUAUACGACGCCGUUAAUGGCGCCGGAGACGUCUGGAUCAACGAGAACCGUUUCAGGAUCGUGAGGCAGCUCGGCGAGGGCGGAUUCGCCUACGUCUACCUGGUGAAAGAGCUUCUCGCCGACCCUUCGAACUCUUCCAAUGGCAUCUCCGCCAAAAUCAAGGACUCGACUCACGUCGCCGGUGAUGGAACUUAUGCUAUGAAGAAAGUUCUCAUUCAAAAUAGUGAGCAGUUGGAGUUGGUGAGGGAGGAAAUUCGUGUUUCAUCUCAGUUUAGCCAUCCUAAUCUGCUUCCUCUUCUUGAUCAUGCAAUAAUUGCAGUCAAGCCUUCACAAGAUCAAUCCUGGAAGCAUGAAGCAUACUUAUUGUUUCCUGUCCAUUUGGACGGAACAUUGUUGGACAACGCCAAAGCUAUGAAGGCUAAGAAGGAGUUCUAUUCCACCUCAGAUGUGCUUCAAAUAUUUCGUCAGCUUUGUGCAGGGCUUAAACAUAUGCACACCUUUGACCCUCCAUAUGCACAUAACGAUGUCAAACCUGGGAAUGUCCUUGUGACAUACAGGAAAGGUCAGUCACCUUUAACUAUAUUGAUGGACUUUGGAAGUGCUCGUCCUGCAAGAAAGCAAAUCCGAUCACGUUCAGAAGCGUUACAGUUGCAGGAAUGGGCUUCUGAGCACUGCUCUGCUCCUUUCAGAGCUCCUGAAUUAUGGGAUUGUCCAAGCCAUGCAGACAUUGACGAGAGAACUGACAUCUGGUCGCUAGGCUGCACUUUGUAUGCAAUCAUGUACGGUGAGUCUCCUUUUGAGUACGCGCUCGGGGAAUCUGGGGGCAGCUUACAGCUGGCUAUUGUAAAUGCCCAAGUAAAGUGGCCAGCGGGGCCCAACCCUCCUUACCCGGAGGCCCUUCACCAGUUCGUGCAAUGGAUGCUUCAGCCCCAGGCUACCGAGGAUAUAAGUUAUAUGGAGUAUUUCUCUAAGUAUUAUAAUGUGCUGGGAGGAAAUUUUGGCGGUUUGCCUUUUUAUGCCACAAAAGACAUCACAAAACUUGCUCAUGUUUUAUCCACAACACCAACUAAAAUCCCAUCCGUAACCUCAACGUNAUACCCAAACCCAUCUUCCCCUUCUCCCAACAAAACUCCCAUUCCCAUUUCCCGACGAAAACUAAUCGCUUCGUCACCCUUACUUCCGCUCUCCAUCACCACCUCCAGUCCAUCGAGAGCCGAAACCAUCAAUCCCAAAAAUGCCCCUCCGCCUCCGACCAACUGUCCCAAUCCAACCAAUACAACACAAAAGGCAUUCCUCGACAUAUCCAUAGACGGCGAGCCUGUCGGCCGAAUCACCGUCGGGCUGUACGACGCCGCAGUCCCGUCAGGCGCCGCCAGGUUUGCCGAGCUCGUGAGCGGAGCCGCCGGGCUCAGCUACCGGAAAAAAGAGUUUGUGAAGAUAAUGCCUGGCUACGUGCAAAACGGAGGUCUCAUAUCAUACGAGGGGCGAAAAGGGAAAAUUUUGGCGCUUGUGCAGGAAUUCGAGAGACAGAGGGGCUUUUCUUCGUGCGGGAUCAAGAAUGUGGCCGGGAGUUUGAGCAUAAUCGUGCGGGACCCGGCGAAGCCGCCGCCGAAGCUGAAGGUGGUUGCGCGUAAAGGGAAGCUUGAAAUAGAUGAGGAGGAGAUGCGAAUGGACCCUAAUGGCACGGAGUUUGUGAUAGUCACUAAGGACUCGCUAGAGCUGGACGAGUCGGCUUUGGUUGUGGGGAGGGUUGUUGGAGGGAUGGAUGUUGUCGAUAGAAUUGCUCGGGUCAAGACAGUGCAAGACAACUCCAGCUCUCCAUAUUUUAGGGUGGCAAAGCUGAUUGGAGACAAGAGGGCUGUGGUGGCAGAGAGAGGCUUCAACAGACCUUAUUCAAAGGUUGUCGUCACCAAUUGCGGCCUUAUCAUGGGAUGACUGCUAAUUGACAAUAUUUUUGUUUCAGGCAAGUGGAUAAAAAGUUGAAGACUCUUAGAUAUUGCUCAAACAAGAGCUUCUCUUGUUAUCAAAGGACACAGGCAAAAUAAGUGGAAGAACUAUCAGAUUUCACAACUGACUAUGCAUUGAUAAAGACAUGGGGGAAACAAUGAUUCAGGAUUCAUGAUUCAAAUUACAUGUGCAAUUUCAUAAAUACUUAACAUUAGAAAAGAAGUGCAAUAAUGCUAUGAAAGAAUUACGGAGCUUAAAGAACACUGCAAAAGAAGAGCUAAUUCGUAAAAGUAUUGCUUGCCUUGUCUCUGUGUGGAAGUUGAUGGAAUAGAGAAAAGGAGACAUGCAUUACAUAAGGCACAGGCAAUUUUAUAUCUGUAUCAAUGUCUAUGUUAACUCAAACCCCUUCUAGCACAUUUCCAAGGGGCUUACCAUCUGAAAUGAUUGAUUAUGUUAUGUCUAAAUAGGAAAUCCUAUACUAAAUAUAGAAAUGUGAAUCCUGCACAUUAUAGAACCUUAACAAUGAAUAAGUUACCAAGAACCCCCUACAAGCAUUGAACAUAUAUGAAUGCUACUGCUAACAUUUCCUUUGUUGGCAUUUCCUUUUUAGACGGUCUAUUGAGCUACGAUCCAAGAAGAUGAAACAACAAUGUAUUACAGAACACAAGCCAAAAAUUGAAUUCAAUUAGAUGCAUACAAUCGCCUAAAAUGCAUUUUAAAUUCAACAAGCAUUGAGAAAAUACGUAUCCACAGACCAAUCAAAACUCGCGGGUUUAACAAUCUCCUCAACUUUCACAAAGCAAAUAGUGAUUGCAGCCAAUGUAUGAACUUGAAGUGAAAAAAUGGCAGCGGGUUCAAAGACCAGACACAAACAAACCUGUGGCUUGGCAAACCAAGUCAUCGACUUGGAAUGGAAGACCUCCUAAGAAAAUCAUCACGGCCCCACGGCCUGCAAUCCGGAGCUUGAGCCGCCAUGGCCGAAAUCCACAAUGGGCUACCUGACUCCACCCGUCUUUGAAGUCCAAUUGGAUACUAUGUAAUGACCGGA
Molecule: messenger RNA, 3246 nt
Organism: Striga asiatica
Lineage: Eukaryota; Viridiplantae; Streptophyta; Magnoliopsida; Lamiales; Orobanchaceae
Source: the annotation of a GenBank genome assembly